UGUAAUAUCUCCUCUGUACUCACGGUGUCACUAUAGACCAAUGGAGUCGAAUAUUUAGCCUGUUUUGCACACCGACCAUUAUAGGGAUCGACCAUCCGUCUGUUCUUCACAGCCUUCAACAAAGACGACAACUGCUCGACAGGCAGAUACAGUGACAGAAUAGCGUGUUUAUUGUGAUUGGAACUAUACAGUUCUAUUUUACGUUGUGCCAUUUAAGAUGAUGCACAAACGGUGCAUUAUUCAAAGCUGCGGCUUUGUCUUUUUCUUUGUUAUGGUGCAGUACGUAGACGGAGACCUGAGCUAUUCGGUACAGGAGGAGCUGAAGCGUGGAUCUGUUAUUGGAAAUAUAGCUAAGGAUCUCGGACUGGAAGUGGGAAGACUGUCUGCUCGCAAAGCUCGUGUUGACAUGGAGGGAAACGAAAGAGAGUAUUGUGUAAUUAAUCCUCGAAGCGGGGAUUUAUUGGUCGCGGAAAGAAUAGACAGAGAGGAGCAUUGUGGAGAAAAGCCUUCGUGCGUUCUGAAAUUCGACUUGCUCUUGGAGAAUCCUUUGGAGUUACACCGGUUGUCUCUGCAGGUGCAGGACGUGAACGACAAUGCACCAAUUUUCCCGAAGGAAACUGUAAAGCUGGAAAUACACGAGUCAGCUGUCAGAGGAGCUAAGUAUCGCAUUAACGCAGCUCACGAUGCAGACAUAGGCAAGAAUUCAGUUGAAAGCUACAUUUUGGACCAAAACCCUCACUUUGUGUUUAGUAUUCAGACGACAAGUGCAGGCAGUAAAUAUGGUGAAUUGGUUUUAAAUAAGGAGCUAGACCGAGAGCAGCAGCAGGAAAUGAAAUUAUUGCUCACGGCUGUGGAUGGUGGCUCUCCUCAGAGAUCCGGGACUGUAGCGAUACACGUCAUUGUACUAGAUGCUAAUGAUAACGCCCCGGUGUUUACUGAGGCCGUUUAUACAGCCACAUUACCAGAAAACUCGCAUCUGAAAACGAAAAUUAUCACCGUAAGUGCAUCAGACGCAGACGAAGGUGUCAAUGGAGAGGUUACAUAUGAAUUUAGCCGACUCUCUGAUAAAUCAAAAAAGAUGUUUUCACUGGAUGAGAAAACGGGAGAAAUCAGUGUGACAGGCGAGAUAGAUUAUGAAGACGGAUCCAAAUAUGAAGUGUUUGUCGAGGCUAAAGAUGGUUAUGGGCUGUCUUCAGAAGCCAAAGUGAUUAUUGAUAUUACUGAUGUGAAUGACAAUGCUCCAGUUAUUUAUCUAAAGUCACUGACCAACCCGAUUCCCGAGAACGCGUCACCUGGUUCAGAGGUGGGCAUUGUUAACGUGCAGGACAGAGAUUCUGAGAAUAACAGACAGGUUCGCUGCUCGAUUCAGCAAAAUGUCCCUUUUAAGUUAGUUCCUUCGAUUAAAAACUAUUAUUCUCUGGUGACCACAGGACAACUGGACCGUGAACUCGUGUCAGAUUACAACAUUACAAUCACUGCCACUGACGAGGGUUCUCCACCUCUGUCCUCCUCUAAAACCGUUCAGUUAUCGGUAGCUGACAUCAACGACAACCCACCUGUGUUUGAGGAACAGUCCUACAGCGCAUAUGUGACUGAAAAUAACAAACCUGGCUCCACGUUAUGUUCCGUUACUGCUCGAGACCCCGACUGGAGACAAAACGGUACAGUGGUUUAUUCUCUGUUACCUGGUGAGGUGAACGGUGCCCAGGUGUCUUCCUAUCUAUCAGUUAACGGAGACACGGGGGUGAUUCACGCUGUGAGGUCGUUUGAUUAUGAACAGUUCAGGAGCUUUAAAGUCCACGUGAUGGCCAGAGACAACGGUUCUCCUCCGCUCAGCAGCAACGUGACCGUCAGCGUCUUCAUAUCGGAUGUGAACGACAACUCUCCUCAGAUACUGUACCCCGCCCCGGAGGGCAACUCCUUCAUGACCGAGCUGGUCCCCAAAGCUGCACACGGAGGCUCUCUGGUGUCCAAAGUGAUCGCGGUGGACGCGGACUCCGGACAGAACGCCUGGCUGUCCUAUCAAAUAGUCAAAUCCACUGAUCCGGGACUUUUCACUAUUGGUGUCCACAGCGGAGAGAUCAGGACACAGAGGGACAUUUCUGAAUCUGACAGCAUGAAACAGAACCUUAUUGUGGCGGUGAAAGAUAACGGACAGCCCUCUCUGUCUGCCACCUGUUCCAUGUAUUUACUUAUUUCUGAUAACUUGGCUGAGGUGCCAGAGCUGAAGGACAUUUCUUAUGAUGAGAAGAAUUCAAAACUGACCUCCUACCUGAUCAUAGCGCUGGUCUCUGUCUCCACCUUUUUCCUGACCUUCAUCAUCAUCAUCCUGGGUGUGAGGUUUUGUCGCAGGAGAAAGCCCAGAAUGUUGUUUGACGGAGCUGUCGCCAUCCCCAGCGCUUAUCUCCCUCCUAAUUACGCAGAUGUUGACGGCACAGGAACUUUACGCAGCACUUACAAUUAUGACGCCUACCUGACAACAGGUUCAAGAACCAGUGACUUUAAGUUCGUGACGUCUUACAAUGACAACACACUGCCUGCUGACCAGACUCUGAGGAAAAGUCCCUCUGACUUUGCUGAUGCAUUUGGAGACUGUGAUUCUUCUCCUGAGGUAAGACCGGCUGUCAUAUUCUGCUAA
Molecule: messenger RNA, 2638 nt
Organism: Pleuronectes platessa (European plaice)
Lineage: Eukaryota; Metazoa; Chordata; Actinopteri; Pleuronectiformes; Pleuronectidae
Product: protocadherin gamma-A12
Exons: 1
Coding region: 218-2638 (806 amino acids)
Biological process (GO): homophilic cell-cell adhesion
Cellular component (GO): plasma membrane
Molecular function (GO): calcium ion binding
Source: RefSeq, a predicted model, not a curated record